UGCCUGCUCACCCCCCGCCGCCACCCCCCGGCCCCCCCCGAGGGUUCCCGGGGGGAGAAGAAGUGUCUGAAUGGAGGUUGCGGGGUCCCAGAGGAAGAGGAGGAGGAGGAAGAGCGGCGUGAGUCAGAUUCGGAGGAGGAGAGCGCCUUGGAUUGCGGGUUGAAGCUGAAGAAGGUGAGCUUCAUCGAGAAGGCGGAGCGGCGUGGCGGGGAGCCCAGCGGCCCCGAGGACGAGAGUUUCCUCGAGGAGGGCAGCCCCACCAUGGUGGAGAAGGGCAUGGACCCCGCGUCCGUCUUCGAGCUGUGUGAGGAUGAGGAGGAGGCCGAAGGUGCCCCUGGUAGCCCAGUCAAGGCGGUAGAGCCAGUGGUGGUCCCGCGGGCUGGCCGGAGGAGGCGGACGGCUGAGAGCCGGGAGGAAGAGGAAGGUGAGGAGGAAGGGCGGAGGCGUAAUCGGGCGUCGUGGAUCGACCCGCCAGAGGAGGACUACUCCACACAGCUGACGCAGGCGGAGGUGGAGAGCUGCAUGAAGAAAUACGAGGACACCUUCCAGGACUACCAGGAGAUGUUCAUCCAGUUCGGUUACGUGGUGCUCUUCUCCUCCGCCUUCCCCCUCGCCGCCAUGUGCGCUCUGGUGAACAACGUCAUCGAGAUCCGGAGCGACGCCUUCAAGCUGUGCACGGGGCUCCAGCGGCCCUUCGGCCAGCGCGUUGAGAGCAUCGGGCAGUGGCAGAAGGUGAUGGAGGCCAUGGGCGUCUUGGCCAUCGUGGUCAACUGCUACUUGAUCGCCCAGUGCGGGCAGCUCCAGCGCCUCUUCCCCUGGCUCAGCCCCGAGGGAGCCAUCAUCUCCGUGGUGGUGCUGGAGCAUUUCGCCCUGUUCCUGAAGUACAUCAUCCAAGUGGCCAUCCCCGACAUCCCCGCCUGGGUGGCCGAGGAGAUGGCCAAGCUGGAGUACCAGCGCCGCGAGGCCUUCAAGAAGCACGAGCGGCAGGCGCAGCACCACUUCCAGCAGCAGCAGCGGCGCAAGCGGGAGGAGGAGGAGCGCCAGCGACACGCUGAGUACCAGGCCCGCAAGGAGCGGGAGUCGAGCCGCGACGAGGCCAAGCCCGAGGCCGCCGGGCAGGACCCGGCCCACGAGAAGAGCCAGAGCAAAGGGAAGGGCUCUGGGGGCUCCUCGCACGGCUCUGACAAGCCCAAGCGCCCCAGCUCCCUCCUGGCCACCAACAACGUGAUGAAGCUGAAGCAGAUCAUCCCUUUGCAGGGCAAGUUCCUCUCCGGGGGGGCCGGGGCCAGCAGCACGGCCACCGCCAGGUCCCCCCAGUCCCCCACCGGCAGCGAGAACAAACUCCCCGGCUUCCUCAGCUUCAAGUUCCUGAAAUCCCCCGAGACUAAGCGGGACGCAGGGACUGAGAAGGUCCAGUCGCCCACCAAGCCAUUCAAUCCCGGCAAGCUCUUCAACUUUGGCAAGUCCGAAGGGGCCGGGGGCAACGGCACUGCGGCCACCGCCUCCCCCCAGCCCCGAGCCGGCCCCUCGGUGGACACAGGCGUGCGUUGCCUCCCAGCCCCUCAGCCGAAGCCUGACAUCGGGGCGACAUUACUAGCUCAAGAGCAGCUCAGGCCUGGCACCAAGUUGGUGCUCAAAAACAGCAAGAGGCAGCUGAGCACCACCCAGCUCUUCGGGCUCACCGCCCAUCUGGAAGUGUGGCUCAGCAGAGCAGACUAG
This is a messenger RNA of Athene cunicularia (burrowing owl), 1719 nucleotides long. It is a transcript of the gene ANO8, whose product is annotated as anoctamin 8. Gene Ontology annotation, molecular function: chloride channel activity. The record is from RefSeq and is a predicted model, not a curated record. The annotation marks the transcript as partial. Gene Ontology annotation, biological process: chloride transmembrane transport. Gene Ontology annotation, cellular component: plasma membrane. Lineage: Eukaryota; Metazoa; Chordata; Aves; Strigiformes; Strigidae. The transcript has 8 exons.